AUGGCCCCCAAGAAGACUGCCCCCAAGACUGAGGAGAACGUCACCCUCGGCCCCGCCACCCGCGAGGGCGAGCUGGUGUUCGGCGUGGCCCACAUCUUUGCUAGCUUCAACGACACCUUUGUGCACAUCACUGAUCUGUCCGGGAAGGAGACGCUGGUGCGCGUGACUGGUGGCAUGAAGGUGAAGGCCGACCGCGACGAGUCCUCGCCCUACGCUGCUAUGUUGGCGGCCCAGGACGUGGCCGCGCGCUGCAAGGAGCUGGGCAUCAACGCCCUGCACAUCAAGCUGCGCGCCACGGGCGGCAACAAGACCAAGACGCCCGGCCCCGGCGCGCAGAGCGCGCUGCGCGCGCUGGCGCGCGCUGGCAUGAAGAUCGGCCGCAUUGAGGACGUGACCCCCAUCCCCACCGACUCCACCCGCCGGAAGGGCGGUCGCCGCGGUCGCCGCCUGUAG
Monoraphidium neglectum is the source of this 453-nucleotide messenger RNA. RefSeq names its product 40S ribosomal protein S14-3. Gene Ontology annotation, biological process: maturation of SSU-rRNA from tricistronic rRNA transcript (SSU-rRNA, 5.8S rRNA, LSU-rRNA); translation; ribosomal small subunit assembly. Lineage: Eukaryota; Viridiplantae; Chlorophyta; Chlorophyceae; Sphaeropleales; Selenastraceae. Gene Ontology annotation, molecular function: structural constituent of ribosome; small ribosomal subunit rRNA binding; mRNA 5'-UTR binding. Bases 1 to 453 code for a protein of 150 amino acids. Gene Ontology annotation, cellular component: cytosolic small ribosomal subunit; ribosome. The record is from RefSeq and is a predicted model, not a curated record. The transcript is spliced from 3 exons.